AUGUCAGAGUCCACCGAUAAGCGCACGUCAAACAUUCACCUAGACAGAGCUAUAAAAUAUGAACGUCAAGUAUCCGACGCUGGAUCUCAAUCCCAGGCACUGGAAGCAGCAAUUGCAGCAGCCGAUAAUUACAUGCGUGCGCUGAAAUUAGCGGACACGCCUCGGGAAAAGCAAUGGCUGGACUCAAAAUGCAAAGAUUGGCUUUGCCGAGCAGAGAAUAUCAAAUUAGACAAAGCAUGGAAACCAUCCAGCUCACAGGUUGAAAAUUCCUUGCUGAAGGAGCCAGUCUCUAAGCGUACACUUUCGACGAGAGAGGAAAUCAUCCUCUUGGAGAGCGCUAAACUCAAUGGAUUCAUAUUUCCACCUUGGAAAGACGACCCCAGCCCACAUGAGUUUGAAUUGGUUGGUGAGGAAGGGCAAUUUGAGGAUAAGACUCUGAGGCUUUCUAUACUCCAGAAAGAGGUUUUCAGUGGCUGGAAACGCCCUGCUGAGCUCAUCAAAGAGCGUGGUCUCGGCAGUCUUACUUCUGACGAACCCAAACGUGUCGGAACAAAGGUUGUAAUGGACCUUGUGCAGGAUAUCACCACAGACUGCUCUGUAAUCGCAAGCAUUUGCGCGGUGACUGCUCGAUUUGAGCGGGGUUAUAACUGCAAUCGAAUAUUCCCGUUUGAUUAUAAUCAAGGGAUACCACGGAAGUCGAUAUCCGGAAAGUACAUAUUCCGACUUUAUUUCAACGGCUGCUACAGAAAAGUGGUCAUUGACGACCGACUUCCUUCAUCCAAGACAUCACGCUCUCUGUUUGCAAUUGACCGAAAUGCGCCGAAAUCCUUUUGGCCCGCUUUGAUUGAGAAAGCAUAUCUGAAGCUUCGUGGCGGUUACGACUUUCCCGGUAGCAACUCAGGGACAGAUUUAUGGGUACUCACCGGUUGGAUUCCGGAGCAGAUAUUUCUCCAUCACGAAGAUGUAGCACCCGAUCAGCUGUGGAGACGUAUACGAGGCGCCUUUCAGUAUGGUGAUGUCGUUCUGACCCUUGGGACGGGUGAACUCAAUUCUCGUGAAGAGCGGCUUCAGGGGCUCAUUGGCCGACAUGACUAUGCCGUCCUUGACCUAACCGAACGUGAUGGAUAUCGUCAGAUGCUCAUCAAAAAUCCAUGGGCAGAUUCCAGCGCUAGGACUCCUCAUAGUUAUAGUCGCCCUUCUGCACAAAAUGAAGUGGAUACAACAUCCAAUACUCUCCUGCCUGGAUGCUUUUGGAUGGAUUACGAUCAGAUCUUCCAGAAUUUCGACAAUAUGUACCUAAACUGGAACCCGGGUCUUUUUACUACUAGGCACGAUAUUCAUUUUACGUGGGACUUGUCAAAGGCUCGAUUUAGCUCUGCAUGCUUUGCGAAUAGUCCGCAGUUUUCGAUCUCAACAGUGGCAGGAGGCCCAGUCUGGUUGCUUCUUAGCAAGCAUUUUCGUACCACGAAUGCAACAAGCCCGAGUGUUGAGUCGGGGUUUAUCAGUAUCUACGUUUCGAAAAAGGGAGGGCAACGAAUUUUCGUCAGUGACGAUGCAUUCUAUCGCGGGCCGUUUGUGGACUCUCCCAACACGUUGGCGAAGAUUGACAUGGAAGCAAAUUCGACAUAUACGGUUGUUGUGGCUGAACAGUCAUUGCCGUUGGUUGCUCAAAAUUUCACACUUUCUGCGCUAUCAAGGGAUGAAAUUAUGCUCAAACCGGCCGAAGACAAGUUUCUGCAUACCUACCAAAUGGGAAGUGAAUGGAGUCCUAUUACUGCAGGGGGAAAUACGGAGUCACCACGAUACCCGUCCAACCCGCAACAUGUUCUGCAAGUAUCAGACACAGCGGAUGUUCUAAUACUUCUGGAGACACCGAAGCCAGAUCUGGCCGUUCACUCGAAGCUGUUUUGGUCAGAUGGCAAACGCGUCUCGACAGUGAGAAAGCGUGACAUUGUUACGGACAGCGGCCACUAUCGCCCCGGUUGCGUGGUUGCUGAGACCGAACAAUUACGGCCCGGCUCAUACACCUUAGUUUGCUCAACAUUCCUUCCUGAUCAGGUCGCAAAGUUCAAUAUCUGGGUAUUUUCCACCACGAAAUGCCACGUCAAGGCCUUGCCGUCCGAAGCGGCAGGUAGACUGGCUGUACUAUCCGACGUUGGCAUUUUACCUCCGGGUAUCGACCGCAUCUUCGCCCCAUUAAGUGUACCGCGCCUCACGAGACUCAAAUUGAUUGCACGAAGCCGGAAUUCUACCAUUGGAACACGCCAUAUCACUUCAUCGCCUAUGUUGAUGACCGUUGAGCUUGGUCAGGGACCGUACAAAGAGAUUCUGGCGUCAUCCGAGAACGGUGAAUAUAGUGAUGCAGUCUCCGGGAUUAGAGUUCCUGAUUUUGAUGUAUGCCCAGAGUUUGCGGAGAAGAGAGGGAUAUGGAUUGUGAUUGAGAGGAUUGGAGGACCGGUUGGACAAGUGACAGACUGCGUUGAUGUAGAGGCUCUGAGUGAGGAGCGAGUUGAGAUUGGAGAAUGGAUUACAAGUAGCUAGACAAGAGUGUUAUGGAAAAUACUACAAUUUUAUUG
Talaromyces stipitatus ATCC 10500 is the source of this 2576-nucleotide messenger RNA. RefSeq names its product calpain-like protease PalBory. NCBI's taxonomy places the organism in Eukaryota, Fungi, Ascomycota, Eurotiomycetes, Eurotiales, Trichocomaceae. Gene Ontology annotation, biological process: proteolysis. The transcript has 4 exons. The coding region runs from base 1 to 2541 and encodes 846 amino acids. The record is from RefSeq and is a predicted model, not a curated record. Gene Ontology annotation, molecular function: calcium-dependent cysteine-type endopeptidase activity.